UCCUGGAGAACAAAUUAUAAACAAGCCUAUUGUUAUGCAUAAAAAGAUAUUAGCUGAAAAAGAACAACAAAUUCAACAGUUUUUAGCAAAUAGAACAAAUGUAAUUAUGAGCUUGUACAAGACUGAUUCAAUAACUAAUAAGCCUGUAUUCUAUCUAAAAUAUUCCAAAGAUAUAUUUUGA
This is a messenger RNA of Racocetra persica, 181 nucleotides long. The record is from the annotation of a GenBank genome assembly. Lineage: Eukaryota; Fungi; Glomeromycota; Glomeromycetes; Diversisporales; Gigasporaceae.